Messenger RNA from Penicillium argentinense, 975 nucleotides. Its product is annotated as putative short chain dehydrogenase/reductase. The transcript is spliced from 4 exons. The record is from RefSeq and is a predicted model, not a curated record. Gene Ontology annotation, molecular function: oxidoreductase activity. The coding region runs from base 1 to 975 and encodes 324 amino acids. NCBI's taxonomy places the organism in Eukaryota, Fungi, Ascomycota, Eurotiomycetes, Eurotiales, Aspergillaceae.
AUGGCUAGUUUUAGGUAUACCUCGCCCGUCAAGUGCGAUGUGGACGUGAACACCAGCAUGGUCAAAGACAAGACUGCCAUUGUCACUGGUGGUACCUUUUCCUGUGACUUCCGACUCCAAGGGCCAAGGCUGAUAUAUUCAGGUGCGAACGGACUUGGUGAGGCAUAUGUCCGUGCUCUCCUUGCAGCAGGUGCAACGGUGGUGAUCGCCGAUCGUGACGUUGAAAGAGGAAGAAGACUUGAAGAAGAGUUCAAAAAAGCAAAAUUCGUGAACUGCGAUACUUCGAACUGGGAUGACCAAGUCCGCCUGUUUCGAGACGCAGUGUCGUUCUCCCAGUCUGGUAAAAUCCACUUUGUAGUCGCAAAUGCUGGGAUUCAUCGCAAGGACGAAGUUUUUUCCUAUGUCGGAGACGGAAACGAGCCCAAAAAGCCGGAUCUCACCACUAUCGAUGUCAAUCUCAUCGGGACAUUAUAUACCUCGAAGCUCGCAUCGCAUUACUUCAUCAAACAGAAUGGUCAAAAACCAUCUCCGUCACAAGAAGACACAUGCUUGAUCUUGAUCGGAUCCGGUGCUGCCUUCUUGGACUGUCCCCGGGCACCCCAGUAUUGCGCCACAAAAUGGGCGAUGCGAGGCAUCAUGCAUUCAUUGCGGGGAACGACUUUCUAUUACAGAAGCCGCGUGAAUAUCAUAUCGCCCUGGUAUGUUAAAACGAAUAUUCUCUCCGAAGAGGCCUUUGCACACGUCAAAAGGGUCGGGGUGGAUUUCGCGGAGGCUUCUGAUGCGGCCCAGUGCCUCCUGAGAAUCCUCAAUGACAGCACUGUUAAUGGUCGCUCUUUUUUUGUUUCGGGCAGAAAAUGGUCAUCAAGAGGAUAUAUGGAUCUGGACAUUGAGGAUUACCCGGAAGACUCUUUGAUUGAGAGCAUUCAGAAAGACCAAGUUAAGUCGGCACCUGUCGAAAUGGGGCUUUUCAUCUAA